Ogataea angusta is the source of this 2313-nucleotide messenger RNA. RefSeq lists its product as uncharacterized. Gene Ontology annotation, cellular component: nucleus. Lineage: Eukaryota; Fungi; Ascomycota; Pichiomycetes; Pichiales; Pichiaceae. Gene Ontology annotation, molecular function: DNA-binding transcription factor activity, RNA polymerase II-specific; zinc ion binding. The transcript has a single exon. Bases 1 to 2313 code for a protein of 770 amino acids. The record is from RefSeq and is a predicted model, not a curated record. Gene Ontology annotation, biological process: regulation of DNA-templated transcription.
AUGGAUAAACCCAAGUUCAAGAGAAACUACCUCGCAUGUUUGAACUGCCGCACCCGCAAAGUCAAGUGCGAUUUGGGGUCUCUGGAGGCUCCUCAUGAUCCACCUUGUGCCAGAUGCAAGCGUGAGCGCAAAGAGUGCGUUUUUGCAGAGAGCCGUCGCCGUGGAUCAGGGAGAACUCGCCAGGACUCCCCUUUGGACUCGCGGUCGCCCAGCCAUGCUGCUGUCUCGCGCAGCUCGUCGCGGCUGGCUGCCGUCGGCGCGGGAGAACCCGGUUCUGGCAAAAAUCAUGUUGAUGAGAGCGCAAAUACAAGCAACUCCACAAUGGUGUUUCUGGCCCAUAUUGCGGGCAACUUCGCCAAGGCAGACGAUCGGGACAAGAUCGACGCGUACGAGCGGCUCCAGGACCUGGAGAACAAAGUGGCCAGUCGCCCGUCGUCAGAGUCGCCGUCCAGCGAAAAAUACUCUUUCUCAGAGUCUGCGGACUCUGCCAAGCUCCCAUCUAGUGCAUCUACAGACUCGCUGGCAGCAGGCGGCGCAGAUCCGUCGACGCGCAAAGAGGCCUUUGGCCAUGACACCAGCCUGCACCCGCUGCUGAAACAGAGCAGACUGCACAUGCCUCCGGUGCGGUCGACGCUGAAAAUCCGGCCCAGGCCAACGUCCAGGCUCGAGGACAUCGAGUAUAUUGGCCCAGAUAAGGUUCUGACGAGCGAGGAGGCCACACGACUCAUCCGGCUAUUUUUCAUCACGAUGCAUCCUUUUUUCCCGUACAUUCCUGCUGAGUUGCAGGACCCACAGGUGCUACCUGGCUACCCAAUGCUUUUGUGCUCUAUACUGACCAUUUCGUCGCGUUACCAUCCGCUAGAAGCCCAGACCCGACACAUCGAGAUCCACGAACAGCUGUGGGUCUACUGCCAGCGACUCAUCAGCAUGACAGUUUGGGGAGAGUCGAGCAGCCGAAGCAUCGGCACGCUGCUGUCGUUUCUGCUAUUUACCGAGUGGAAUCCGCGAGCCAUCCAUUUCCGCUGGAGCGACUAUGCCAACAUGCCGGACGAUGAGGGCCAAGAAGAGUACACAGGACUGAGUGCCAUGAAACGGUCCGAGAUCAUGUCGUUUAUGCUGAUUGGCACAGCCACCAGACUCAGUUUUCUGCUGGACGAGCACCCAUUGACGUUUCUGGCGACUCACAUUUCUGAAACACAUUCAGCAAUCAAUCUCAACAAACGGUCGAUGCUCUCACAGACGCUGGGAGAGGUCGACAUCAACGAUCCGAGCUUCGAUUUUACGCCAUACCAAAAAGCCACCAUCGAACUGCUGCAGUUCACCUCGCUUUGCUACGAAUCGCUAUACGUGAACAACCCAAAACUGGGAGUUCUUGAUAAACACCAGAACCUCGCUGUGCUGGACAUUCUGUCUCCGCUGCUGGAAAACUGGUUCAAAAAAUACCACAAGCUGCUUAAACCGUCGUCGGCACAUAAUUUGCACCAGAAUUACGAGGAUUGCAUUGCCGACGCAAAAGUAUACAAAGAAGUACACCAUCAGGUUGAAAAAGAGGCGCUCAUUUUAGAUUACUACUACGCAAAGUUGUAUGUCUACUCGUUGGCUCUGAACGACGACACAUCCAUGAAUAUCACUAACACCUCGAAGAAAGGCCGCAGUCUGCGAUUGGACGAGCUCGCCAAAUAUUCCAGAUACGUCGAGCUCGCAUAUAAGGCUGCCAAAGAGGUGCUUGCAGUCAUGCAGCGUGUGAACAAGCUGAGACUGCUCAAAUACAUGCCAGUCAGAUGGGUGAUCCGUGUGAUCAAGGCCGUAGCCUUUAUUGUCAAGUGCUAUCUAACUCUAACGACAGAUGGGAAGGCGGAUCUCUCGCAACCAGACAAGUCCACGAGUGAGAUUAUACGGUUGAGUGUCAUACCUGUUGAGGAAAUCAUUCUGUUGCUGCAGAAAACAGCCAUUUGCUUGAGAGACGCUGCUCCAGACGAGCUUCAUCUUUGCACAAGAUACUCCACCAUUCUAAUGUACCUGUGCUCGCAGUUCAAAACCAAAGCAGUCAAGACAAGAACCGUUGUGGAUUAUGAAGACGAAAUCAACAGCCAAGCCCAGAACGAGGAUCAGCCUCAGAACUCGUACGUGGAGAACCCAGAGUACCCGCACCUGAAUAACCUUGACCAGCAAAGUUUUGACGACUAUUUCACGAAUCCUUCGGAAACUUUGUUCAACUGGUUCUCCGACAACAACAACCCUGGACUGGAUUUUGUGGACCAGUUCACCAAGGAAAUAGAAAACGAGUUCCUUAAAACGGGGCUCGGUAAAUAG